Molecule: messenger RNA, 882 nt
Organism: Salvia splendens (bonfire salvia)
Lineage: Eukaryota; Viridiplantae; Streptophyta; Magnoliopsida; Lamiales; Lamiaceae
Product: thioredoxin H-type 1-like
Exons: 4
Coding region: 296-742 (148 amino acids)
Source: RefSeq, a predicted model, not a curated record
AAAAAGUACAAAUCGAGUGCUGUAUGCAAUUUUAUUACUCCAAUUUUCGUCUGCAUUAAAUUAAAUGAAAUGAAAUGAAAUUCGGGACAACAGCAAAACUCUCCAGAAAAUGCAAAAGUAGUUCAGUAAAAUUAUUCAACUGAAAAUGAAAUUUCAUCAAAGCUACCAACAGAGAUCUUCGUUUCAGUUGAGUCUCAACGACUGAAAACGAAGACAAAUUACUGCCCAAUUGCCGCCAGAUCUAUUUUCUGGCUUUGUUUAUUAACUAAACUGCAUAUUCUUGAGAGAGGAGAAGAUGAAUAUAUUCAGGUUAGCGGGGGAUAUGACACAUUUGGCAAGUGUCCUUGUUUUGCUCCUCAAGAUUCAUACGAUCAAAUCUUGUGCUGAAAUGGCCGCCGAGGAAGGACAAGUCAUCGCCACCAACUCCGUCGACGAAUGGAAGCAGCUUUUCCAGAAAGGCGUCGAAUCUAAGAAACUCGUUGUUGUUGAUUUCACUGCUUCAUGGUGUGGACCUUGUCGUUUCAUCGCCCCUAUUUUGGCUGAGAUUGCCAAGAAGACACCACACAUCAUCGUUGCCAAAGUUGAUGUGGAUGAACUCAAGCCUGUGGCGGCAGAAUUUGGAGUUGAGGCCAUGCCGACCUUCGUGUUCCUUAAAGAAGGAAAGGAAAUUGACAGGGUUGUUGGUGCAAGAAAGGAAGAUUUGCAGGCAAAAAUCACUAAACAUGGAACUGUUGUUGCUUAAACAUAACUGUGGCUUCUCAAUAAAAUCCGCUUUCUCAUAUGUGCUUGAACCUUAUAUCAGGAAUUAUCCAUCUCUUUUAUGUGUCACUUCUUGUUAAUCUUGUGAAGGAUUGAUUUAUUUUAGAAAGAGUUCCUUUUUCA